Rotaria sp. Silwood2 is the source of this 528-nucleotide messenger RNA. The record is from the annotation of a GenBank genome assembly. Lineage: Eukaryota; Metazoa; Rotifera; Eurotatoria; Philodinida; Philodinidae.
AUGGAUGGCACAUUUAAGGUCGUCCCUGAACUUUUUUACCAAUUGUACUCAAUCCACGGUUCAGUUCAAGGAAGUAUUAUUCCAUUGGCUUAUAUUCUUAUGUCACGUAAGAGCGAAGAAAAUUAUAAAAGAAUUUAUGAUACUGUUAUUUCAUUAAGACUAUUAUUCAAUCCUAGUUCAUUUCUUAUCGAUUUCGAAAAAGGCGCAAUGAAUGCUAUUCGUUCCUGUUGGCCUCAAUCAAAUGUUCAUGCUUGCUUCUUUCACCUGACACAAAACAUUUAUCGACAAGUUCAACAAGCAGAUUUUACAACUAAAUAUGGGAACGAUGAAGAAUAUGCACACACCGUCCGCAUGCUUCCAGCAUUAGCGUUUUUGGAAACCAAUGAUAUUUGUUCAACAUUUGAAGAUAUUGGUGAUCUACAAAUUCCAGAUCUCGAUCCACUUUACAAUUAUUUCGAAGAUUAUUACAUAGGUAGAUCUCGAAGUCGCAACCGAAGGACAAUUCCAAUGUUUCCUAUCACAUUUUGA